Messenger RNA from Vespula vulgaris, 4385 nucleotides. It is a transcript of the gene MCU, whose product is annotated as calcium uniporter protein, mitochondrial. Gene Ontology annotation, cellular component: uniplex complex; mitochondrial inner membrane. Gene Ontology annotation, biological process: calcium import into the mitochondrion; mitochondrial calcium ion homeostasis. NCBI's taxonomy places the organism in Eukaryota, Metazoa, Arthropoda, Insecta, Hymenoptera, Vespidae. Bases 300 to 1694 code for a protein of 464 amino acids. The record is from RefSeq and is a predicted model, not a curated record. The transcript has 8 exons. Gene Ontology annotation, molecular function: calcium channel activity; uniporter activity.
GUUCGUGUUCGGUCGCGCGUUAUUCGUGUGUUUGUGAGAGAGAGAGAGAGAGAGAGAGAGAAAGAAAGAAAAAGAAAGAGAGAGAGAAAUAGAGAUAGUAGUCACCCGCCAACAAAUAAGGGAAAGGUACUACUUAAUCGCAUUAGUAGUCCUUUCCCUACAAGUAUUUUCUAUCUCGAUCGUCAAUUUUCUAUUUUAUAUUGACGAAGAGAAGAUAUCGAACGGAAAAGGAGAAAAAAAGAAGAAAGAAAAAUAAGAGAAGGAGAGAAGAAAAGGUCAUCGUUUUUAGAGAAACUGAAAUGGCAUCAGCGGUCUCCUGUCGCGUAAUGUUCCUAGCGAGAUGGUGCGACGUUUCGACACGCGUAUUCACGGUCUCAUCUACGGCUUUAAUUACAUCACGUCAUUUUCGACACGAGACAUGGUGUAAAAGAUGGUGGCACUUUUCGCAAAGGAACAUAUCGAUAACAGCGAGAUCGUUCGAACCGAAUCUAACUACGAUUCUCAUGAAAAAUACUCAAGCUUCGACCGCUACGAAGGACACAAGAGAAAAUACAUCCACGACAUCCGUCACUGAACCAUCUGCUUUCGGAGCACGGAGUGACGGAAAAAAGAGAGAAAGAGAUCGAAAGAGUCCGAUAGAGAACUACAACAAACGGCUUUCCACGCCGUCGACGAGAAUGUUUUUUCAAGUUCGAAACGUUACCGUGACAUAUCAGAGGGGACUGCCAAAUAUUACUUUACCUCUGCCAUCGAGAAAGGAACGCUGCGUAUUCACAUUGAAGCCAAUAACAUGUACCGUCGGUGACUUCCUCGAUAUGAUUAAAUUCGAGGAUCGUGGUGUCGAUCGAGCGAUCGUUACGACGAUAGAUGGUACCCGAAUAGGUUCGAGCAACACCAUAGAAAAUCUUUUGCAAGAUGAUUUUAAAUUAAUAAUAAACGAUGCCGAAUACACGGUACAACCUCCUAUAUAUCAGAAACAUACCAUGGAAGACAUGCAGAAGCUUUCGGACGUGCAAAUAUUGGUGGGCCAACUUUACGAAACCCUACAGGUACGUGAAUACCAUGCCGACAUGGAGAGACAAGUUUUGGCAGAGUUGGAAGCUAUCAAACUGGAGUUAGAACCUUACGAAGAGAAACUGCAGGAGCUGGAAAAUGCAGCUAUGAGAAGAGCGAAUCUCAAUGCUUGGAUAUGGUUAGUGUUGAUGUCCAUGCACGCCGGUGGUUUUGCAAGACUAACGUGGUGGGAAUAUUCAUGGGACAUCAUGGAACCUGUCACUUAUUUCGUUACUUAUGGAACUGCUGUGGGCUGGUUCAUUUAUUUCCUUCUGACGCAGCAGGAAUACGUACUACAGGACGUAGUGAACAGACGGCGUUUGAUAGAACUUCACAAAAGAGCAAAACAGGUCGGACUAGAUUUGAACGCGUACAAUCGAUUAAAGGAUCGUGCAUACGAAUUGGAGGGUACACUGAAAGUGAUUCGUGGUCCUUUAUACGAAAGAAAACUCGAGAUGAAACAAAAGAGAAUAAGAUAUACCUCGAGCAGCUCAAGAUCGCCUAGUUCCUCGCCUAGUCCAAGUCCAAGUCCUAGUCCUAGUCCUAGUCCUAGUCCUGAAAGAGACGUUCCUAGAACGUCAACAGCAAAGAUCGACAAAAGAGAAACAUCGAAGACACUCGAGUACGAUAAGUUUAGAUAAGUUUUUGAUUCCAGUUACGAAUCAAACAGGUCAAUCACCGACGUAAGAACGUCAACGAUUGUUGUUUUCUUGUGAACUGUAAAAAUUAAUCUUAUUGAGGAGGAAGAGGAAGAAGAAGAUGAAGAAGAAAAAGAAGAAAAAGAUUGAAACUAAAGGAAAAGAGAAAAUGAGAGGAAAAAAAAAAGAAAAAAGAUCAAAUACUCUUGAGUGAUUAAUAAACUAGCUCGGUCAAAUUAUCAGGACGAGUACCUCUAGGAAAUUGAGAAGCUGAGUACGAAGAUAUUUACGUGAUUAUUCAAGUUCUUUUUUUUUUCUUUUUUAUUAUAUUUUUUUUAUAUAUAUAUGUGUGUGUGUAUGUGUAUAUGUGUAUGUAUAUAUGUGUAUAUAUAUAUAUAUAUAUAUAUAUAUAUAUAUAUAUAUAUAUAUAUAUAUAUAAAAGAGAACUUAAUCGACUAGAAUCUUCGUCGCAGUCUUCCGUGUCCGAGCCGUAUAUAUAUUGACGACGUUCCUCAUCUCAACGACUUUAAUAUAUAAUAAUAAUAAUUAUUAUUAUUAUCAUUAUUAUCAUUAUUAUCAUUAUUAUCAUUAUUAUUAUUAUUAAUAUUAUUAUUACUAUUAUUAUUAUUAUUAUUAUUAUUAUUAAGAAGAGGCCUGCACUUUGCUGUAUAUUAUCGGUUGUGAUAGAUUCAAAGGAAAUAAUAAGGAUGAAAAUGAAUAGAAAGAAAUCGUACGCGAUGGUGUCUUCCGUGUUUUUCGUCUCCGCCGUGAUUAAUCUAACUUGUGUAAGUCGAAACGAUUAUGCUGUAAAUUCGCAUAAUCGACGGACUAUUCUUUCACGAUGCAUCGAAAUCUCUAUUAAAUUUAAUCAACCGUAACCGGAAGAUUCGUUUAAUAUUUUAACUUCUAAUUCGAUCGCUGAAACGAGCCAGCUUUUUAAUGUAAUUAUUUUUGUGAAUUUUAUAAAACAUAUAUAUCUGUAUAUGUAUGUGUAUAUCUAUACACACGCACGCAUAUAUAUAUGUAAAUAUUCUUUUAAUUUCGUACAAUUGUAAAACGAAAAUUUAACGAUUUUAUUCUCUAAAUAUAUACAAGUUACAAUUUUAAAUGUAUUAGACGAGGAUCGACGAUCAGCUUAUAUGCUUGAUAUGUGAUAAUCGUCACGUCAUUGAGAAUUACACGCUUAUGUUCCUAUAGGUUUUUAACUUGAUUAAACCGCGAUGAUUCUCAUUUGCUGAUCGUCGAUCAAUGACGAUGUAAAUCAAUGAAGACACUACGAAUUUCUGUAAAGCGAUCUCACACGCCUAAAUAACUAUGUUAAAUGUAUGUACUUACCUAUAUAUAUAUACACACACACACACACACGCGCGCGCACACUCACGGCCACAAACACACAUACACAUACACUUUUUAUCGAAUGACGACACCUUCUUUCUUUCUUCGUUCUAUUUUCUUUUUCUCUUCUUUCUUUUCCUUGUCGUUUCCGCGCACCACGUUGAUAUUUAAUAAAAAGAAAGAGGUGUUAUAUGAAAUUGUUGAUAAUUAAACGUAUAUCCGUUAUUUAUAAAUAUUAAACGUUAAUGUUAGUAUCGCGCGCGCCAUUACACGAUAAGAAUACAAAGCUUCGUAUUUGAUUAUCGAACAUACGAAAUCUGAUUAUUAUUUCUCUAACUAUCGUUAUAUCCUAUUCUUGUUCCAAGUGACAAAAUGAAAAGUACAUAUUGCCGUUUGUAUGGAUUACAUCUAUGUCAUUAACUAUCCUAUAACAUUCUGGAAUAUUUUCCAUGAAAGUAUCGUACGUAUGACUAAACGUUGAAAGUAGAUUACUAUUAGAAUCUCUAAGGAACUUUUUCUCGCUUUCGUAAAAGUCUCCUCCUAACAUUCUAUCCGUCCGUAAUCGUGAAGUCACUACCGUGAAAUACGGUGGGAUCACUCAUAUUAACGUUUCUCUCUCUUUCUCUCUCUCACUCUCUCUCUCUCUCUCUCUCUUUCUCUUUCUCUCUUUCUCUCUUGUUGGAAAAAAAUAAGAAGAAGAGGAAAUAAUUACGCCCCCCCGUUGUACUUAUUUAACAGAGUAAUGUAUGUAACGAAGAGCUGUGAUUAUUUUAUCAUUCUUCUUAAUCGAAAGUAUAAAUAAUUUUCUCCAAACUUUUACCUCGACGAUGCAAUACGGCAAUAUGAUUAAUUAUCUCUUUCGCUGAAAUUAUUGUUGUUGUUAUUAUUAUUAUCUUUUUUUUUCCUUUUCUCUCUCUCUCUCUCUCUCUCUCUUUCUUUCUUUUUUCUUUUUAUUUAAUUAAGAAAUUGUUAUUCAGAGACGAGAUUGAUGAAGCGAGUGAAUCGUUGACGAAAGAUCGAUCUAUCAAUCGAUCGUCCGUGACGGAAAUCAUCCAUCUGUCAAGCUGCUAUUAUAAUUCUAUUAAUCUUUCCUAAUUAUUCUAAUCCUAUAAAUCGCUUGAAAAAGAAAAGAAAGAAAAGAAAGGGAUGAAAUAAAUAAUAGAUCAUCCGCUCCUUUUUAUAUGCACGUCCCUCUAUUAGACUCAUGUUAUAGACACGUUUUGGCACGGGAUUGAGAAAGAAAGGAAGAAAAAAAAAAGGAGAAAAGAAAAAAAUAUCAAUGAACGAUGAGAACAAAAUAAUUACGAUUUUACAGGCGAAUAAACGUAGGGGCUUUGCAAAGAAAAAAAAAAAUAAUAA